AUGGAUAUUCUACAUAUAACAUAUAAAGUACAUUAUGUCAAUACUGAAAUUGGUAUAAAUACCAAUAUCAAUUUAUAUAAAUUAGUAUAUGUCUCUCUACAGGCGUAUACUGUAAAUAAAAGACACUCUCUAUACAGAAAACCACCACUGUCAACCAUGGACACUCCGCCACAACUUCCAACGCGUCCGGGGCUCACGUUGCCCUCCUUCGUGAGCAAGAAGAAGACGGGCAUCACCAUCGACACGUCCUCUGCCCAUCACCAACAACAACAGCAGCAGCAGCAACAACAACAACAACAACAACAACAAUUGCUACAACACCAAUCGCACCCGCUACGACAACAGCAACUGCCACAGCAGAAACAGCUCCUUGAGCAAAGACAGCGGCAAUCCAGUAGUAACAAACCAUCAGGCGAUCGUACACAUGCUACACUCCAGACCUCUCCAAUUCAAGACACGGCGUAUCUAGACACGCUUAUUGAUGCCCUCCUUAAGAUUAGAGAGGAAAACAGCUGUUUGAAGAACCAAAUAUGGAAUAGAAUCGAUUCACUCAGUGAUUGUAUCAAAACAAAUGAUAACUUCAACAGUAGUUCCCCUUUGUCAUUUACCCCCAAUAGUUUGGCCCUUGAUGCCGGUCUCUCCAAUGAAGAGCUCCGAGAAAUGCUCCAUGCCCGCCGGGCGUACAAUGCGGCGCUCCGUGCUACCCUUGUUGAGUACGAGGAGGCCAUGGAGGUGCUACUCGACAAAAUGGUGCGCACAAAUAGCGCGCGUGCAAUGGAGGAAAAGUUAAUUCUCGAGCAAGGAGUUGGCGCUGUUAUGCUUGAGGAGGAGAGGAUGUAUUCAGAAUGGAGAAAAUAUACAGAGACUAUGCAACAAGUAUUUCUCUUGAACCGAAAUUUCACCACGUCCUUGCAGUGA
Messenger RNA from Pichia kudriavzevii, 918 nucleotides. RefSeq lists its product as uncharacterized. Lineage: Eukaryota; Fungi; Ascomycota; Pichiomycetes; Pichiales; Pichiaceae. The transcript has a single exon. The record is from RefSeq and is a predicted model, not a curated record. The coding region runs from base 1 to 918 and encodes 305 amino acids.